AUGAUAUUGAAGCAAUGGGAACCUAAAUUUCAAAUGAGUAAGGAGAAAACAAGAAAUAUUCCAAUUUGGGUGAUAUUCCCAAGUCUUCCAGUGGAGUAUUGGACAAAGGAGAAUUUAGCGCGAAUAGCAAGCUGUAUUGGGAAACCUAUAUGCUCUGAUAGGUUAACUGCAGAAGGUGAAAGAAUUUUUUAUGCUAGGAUGUUGAUUGAAAUGGAUAUAUCGCAAGAGUUGCCAAAUGUAAUGUUAAUUGAAGAGGCAGAGGGUACAUACAUGGAACAAGAAUUAGAGUAUGAAUGGAGACUAGCUUUUUGUGAAGUUUGCUUCCAAAUAGGCAAACAUGAAGUCAAUUGUGAGAAAGCCCCAAUAGAGAAGCAAAAAUACAGAGGGGAGGAACAGGAUAGACAAGCCGGAAUAAAGCAACAAAAGAAGAUGCAAUGGAAAGUAAAAGUUACUAUGGAACAAGGAGGAACAACAAAGGUGCAGGAAACAACAAUAUCACAGGAUAAGGAGAUGAAAGAUCAGGGGAAGGAACAAAAAGAAGAUCAGAACAUUGAAACACAAGAGGAAAAUUUUCAGCCACAGUAA
Nicotiana tabacum (common tobacco) is the source of this 585-nucleotide messenger RNA. Lineage: Eukaryota; Viridiplantae; Streptophyta; Magnoliopsida; Solanales; Solanaceae. The record is from RefSeq and is a predicted model, not a curated record.